Messenger RNA from Sinocyclocheilus rhinocerous, 1222 nucleotides. RefSeq names its product meteorin-like protein. Lineage: Eukaryota; Metazoa; Chordata; Actinopteri; Cypriniformes; Cyprinidae. The coding region runs from base 92 to 955 and encodes 287 amino acids. The transcript has 4 exons. Gene Ontology annotation, biological process: positive regulation of brown fat cell differentiation; energy homeostasis. Gene Ontology annotation, molecular function: hormone activity. The record is from RefSeq and is a predicted model, not a curated record.
GUGAUGUGGUCAUGCAGUUUCUGAAGGGAUCCGGAGCGGCGGUGGACUGAGACUUUCUACAGGCUGAAGGAGAUUGCUGGGGGUUUUGAUUAUGUUUGUAUUCAUUCUUUUAUCAGCUCUAGUCCUGUGUGGAUGUGCGCAAUAUUCCAGCGACCAGUGCAACUGGAGAGGAAGUGGUCUGACGCACGAGGCUCACGCGCGGGACGUGGAGCAGGUGCACCUGCGCUGUGCUGAAGGCUCUCUGGAGUGGCUCUAUCCCACAGGAGCCGUCAUCGUCAACCUGAGGCCCAACCUGGCGCCGGCGGACGGUCAGCUGCGCGCCUGCAUCAAGCCGCGGCCGGACUCGCGCGGAGCCACGCUGCACGUGGAGCAGACCGGAGCGCUGCGGCUGCUGCUGACGGAGGCGGAUCAGGCGGCUGGGCGCGUGCGCUGCUUCGCUCUGCAGGAGGGGGCGCUGUUCGUGGAGGCGCGCGCGCGGCGGGACAUCAGCCGGAGAAUCACAGCGUUUCAGUAUCGGCUGAUCUCCACACAGACGCCAGGAGACGAGCCCUACUCGCCUACAGCUGCAUGCAGGCCCUGUGCUGAUGAUGAGCUGCUGAUGGCGAUCUGCACCAGCGACUUCGUGGUGCGCGGCAGUAUUCAUCACAUGGAGGAGGAGGAGGAGGAGGAUGAAGAUCAGGCGUCAGUGGUGUUGUCGUUGAGUCACGUGUACAGUCAGAAGAGCCGUGUGUUCGUGUUCGGCGGCGGGGGGCGCGGGCGCGGCCGGUGGACGGGUCGUGUGAAGAUACCGCGGCGCUGCGGCCCGCGAGCAGCACAGGGCGAGCUCCUCUUCACAGGCGCGGUGCGGUUCCAGGAAGCAUGGCUGCGAUGUGCUGCUCUCUAUAGAGACUUCAUCAGACUGUACCGAGCGGCUCUGGACGCGGGGACAAACCCCUGCCACAUAGACACAGACUGAGAGACGCACAGACAGACCUCUGCUGGCGUUACAGGACUCUGGCUGAAUCUCAUCAAAACAUGCAUGCUUUUUUUGUUCAUGCCUCGGUCCGGGUCACAUUUUAUCCCAAAAUCCAAAGAAAUAAAUAAGAAACUAUAUUUAGGAUGCUUGUAAAUGAAAUUAGAAUUAUUUUAGAACCAGUUUACAUGAUUUUAAUAAUAAUUAAACACAUUGCCCCUCCAAAUUUCUCAUUACUGCAUUUCAUCCAGACACUUUUUUUAUUGAUUU